Podospora anserina S mat+ is the source of this 1155-nucleotide messenger RNA. RefSeq lists its product as uncharacterized. The coding region runs from base 1 to 1155 and encodes 384 amino acids. Gene Ontology annotation, biological process: macroautophagy. Gene Ontology annotation, cellular component: fungal-type vacuole membrane. Lineage: Eukaryota; Fungi; Ascomycota; Sordariomycetes; Sordariales; Podosporaceae. The record is from RefSeq and is a predicted model, not a curated record. The transcript has 2 exons.
AUGCAGCUCAAGACCCUCACUCUCCUGGGUCUCGCCUCGGCAGCCAACGCCCAAACCCUCGCCGACGUCCUCGCCGAGAACGCGGCUACUCUCUCCUCCCUCACCAGCUUCCUCCAGUCCGAAGAGGUCAUCUACGAGCUCUUCGCCAACGCCCAAGAUGUCACCCUCCUCGCCCCCUCCAACGAGGCCCUCGCCCGUCUGAACGCCACCCCUCUGGCCAACGAGCUCCUCUCCGACCCCAACUACCUCACCGCCUUCCUCGCCUAUCACGUCCUCAACGGGACCUUCUACGCCUCCAACCUCACCUCCUCCCCCACCCAAUUCCUCCCCACCAUCCUCGACCUCGCGGCGUACAGCAACGUCACCGGCGGCCAGAGACUCCAAGUCCAGGCCGCUGACGGCGGCGUGAGCUUCCUUUCUGGAAACGGCGAGCUCAGCACUGUUGAAUCCGCCAACUUCAACUACACCGGCGGCACCAUCCACAUCAUCGACAACUACCUCACUAUCCCCGCUCCUUUGCCCGCCGCCCUCCUGGAGCAAAACCUCACUGCUCUUGUCGGCGCCGUGACGCAGGCUGGUGUUGCCGAGACGCUCACCAACGCGCGGGACAUUACCCUUUUUGCCCCCAACAACGCGGCGUUUGAUGCGAUUGGGAACCUGGUCAGCGAGCUGACUGUUGAGCAGCUGACGGGGAUUCUGGGGUAUCACGUCAUUGUCGGGCAGACUGUUUAUUCCAGCCAGAUUGAGGACGGGGCUACGGCGACUACUUUCCAGGGGGGUGAUAUUACGCUUCGGGUGGAGGAUGGGAGCGUUUUUGUCAACAGUGCUAGGGUUGUGAAGGCUGAUGUGCUUUGCGCCAAUGGGGUUAUUCAUGUUAUUGAUGGUGUCCUCAACCCCUCCAACACCGACGCUGAGCCCAACCCUGCCGAGUCCACCCAGGCUCCCGCUUUCUCUGGCGCCAGCAGCACCGGCGGUGUCCCCUUCACCUCUGGCAUCACUGUUCCCACCAGUGCUCCUGCCGAGCCUACUGCUACCUCUGGCCCUGACAGCGGCAACGGUGAUGACACUCCUGUUGAGGCUGGUGCUGCUGCUCAGGGUGCUGCUCUUGGCAUGGCCGCCCUCUUUGGCGCUGCUGUACUCUUGGCUCAGCUGUAA